Messenger RNA from Rhagoletis zephyria (snowberry fruit fly), 2241 nucleotides. RefSeq lists its product as uncharacterized. Lineage: Eukaryota; Metazoa; Arthropoda; Insecta; Diptera; Tephritidae. Gene Ontology annotation, molecular function: protein binding. The record is from RefSeq and is a predicted model, not a curated record.
AUGUUUAGAGUGCUUACGGUUUUAACGUCAUCCAUAAAAUAUCACGAUUACGUGACGGAUAAAGGAAAAAAUAUCUCCAUACCCUGCACAGCAGAGGGCAACGUUAUGUGGGUAAAGGAAAGUGGAAACAACAGUACUAUAAUACAGACUGGAAAAUUUUUAAUACUUACAAAUAUUUCGGCUGACGAGCGUGGUGUGUAUGUGUGCUUUGCUGCGAUUCGCCAUUCUUCCAGCUUUAACUUUGACCCUAAUGCAGACGCUGCUUUAAGAACAAUAAAUGACGAUAAGAAAUCAAUAUCAACAUUUUUGCCAUUAUUUGGCUCGUCAUCGUCGACGUCACCAACGGCAUCAUCAGCAUCAUCGAAGUCAUCAGAUGAUACGAAAAUAGCAACAAUUGUGAAUGCAAGUGCAACAAAUGCUUCAACUACCUCAUCGCUUCCAAUGCCAGUGCCCACAAUAGCCAAGACAGCUGGCCCCGUAACAAAAAGCACAGCCAAUAUAUCGACAGUGAAGCAAGUUGCAUUUGCUAACAAAGCCACCACCACCACCUUAGACAAUGGCGACCACCAAACAAUAGGAGCAGUGUCACAUGCUCAAUUUAGCGAAAGUCCUACACCGAACACAAGUCAAGGUGGUGUAACAGAUGCAAUUCUGGUCUUACAGCAAAAUCACAAGCAGCUGGAAGAUGAAGAAGAAGAUGAGGAGGCAGAGGAAUAUCAAGCAGUCGAAAAGGUCAAUUUGACUGUCCGCACCCCACCAGGGCCUGUUACACAACUCUACUUCAAAGCGUCAACAAUUCUGGGCUUUCUUAUCUGGCGCUUUAAUAAAGCCAAUUCCGGUGGUUACCCGGUGCGCAGCUUUACUGCCGAAUUUCGCAAUGUUUCGUACAAUGAAACACCCUACAACCAUACGUUCGAGCACGAAUGGAGUCGAAUGGACCCUAUUAAUAUUGCGCCGAAUGUUCGGCAAAUGGAAGUAUAUCGACUGGAGCCUAACACCACCUACGAGUUUCGAAUAUGGGCCAACAAUCAGUUGGGCAGCGGCGAGGUAGUGACCACUAAUGUAACAACACUUCCCGAAACCAAAGAGGAGGAUUUAAUACGCCUUAUACAACCCGACUUAGAUAAUUUCGAUCCGCGCAUUUGGAUAAUCGCCGUCAGUGUUGUGCUUGGAACUCUUGUGAUAUUAGCAAUUGGACUUUGUAUAGUUUUAUCGAAAGAAUGUUAUCAAUCAUCGCAAGCGGAAUUUGAAGUUGGUUGGGAGAGCAUAGAGCUAAUACCGAAUAUAAUACUGAAUCCGGGCUUCUGUGAAUCGGACGGACCAGAGCCAGCGCAGCCAUACACGCGAACUAUCAUAUUCGGCGAAGACGACGACAGUGAUGGCUACGAGAGCGAGGAGUCCGAUCACGAACCGACAAUGGAGAAGUUUAAACGAAAGGUGUCGGUAUUCUUUACAGGCCCAACAAUAAGACGCAUUUGAGUCAAAUCGGAUAAAGGCUGUGGCGAGGGCGACGGACGACGAGGGAACAUUUGUUCAGCAGUCGUUUGCGGGGUUUUGCGCCGUUUAUUUUUUAGAUAUACUAGCAUAAGUAGAAGCAUUUAUUUUAUAUAAUGUUAUAUUUUUGUGUGUAAAAAUUAAAUUUCUUUAUUUAAAAUAUUCGCGUUCCAAUACCGCUAGUAUUUGGAGUAUAUUUGGCACACAAAAAGCUUUUUUUAUAAAUUUGAUUAUUACUGCUUCUUUAAAGACGCAUAAAGAUUCGCACAUACGCAGAGUGGUUAUGUCAUCGAAAAAAAUAUAAAAAAAUAGUUAUAUUUAAUGAAAAACAAAAAUAAAUGAAAAUAAAGUAAGACAAAAAGCGAGCUUUUGUUACAAAAUAUUUUAUAAAUUAAUGCGUAAGCAAAUUGUUACGAAAUGCAUUCCGUUGUCGUCACUACAAAAGGCCCUAAGUGAAAAUGUGACUUGUGGGACAUUUCAUUCCAGAAUAUGAUUAUAACUAUGUAUGUCGUUAGAACUUAUACCAGAGUCAAAGAUAUUUUUUAACCUUGGUAAAUAACUAAUGUAUAAAUUCUUUACAAAAAAAAAACCCAAUUAUUUCUAAGUUUUUUGUAUUUGGUAUUUGAAUGAAUGUGAUUGGUGGGACACUAAAAACCCCUCAAUGUUACCUUUGUGUGUACUCAAAGACGAAUUUUUUGUCAAAACACUUGAUUUUCAAGCCAGAUUCUUUUGUUGAAUAAUGCUCGU